CCUCGACGGCGCGUUGCCUGAGGUAACAAAGAUGGCGGCGCCGGCGAGGCCCAUAUGGUUUGCGGCGAGGCAGUUGCUGCCGGUGGUCCGGGCGAGCCACCUGGAUGUGAGGCGUUGCGUCCGGGCGCUGCGGCGGAGCCCGGUGAGAGUAGUGUUUCCCUCCGGAAAGGUGGAGGAACGGAAGCGCGCUCCUGAACAGCAGCCCCGCAAGACGGCCUCUGAGGCCAGGUCCCAGGAGCAGCGACAGAAACAGCCACUUGAGACAUCCCCAUCCCACACACCUCACACCUGGGAAGAGGCAGGGCUUCGCUACGAUAAGGCGUCUCCGGGGGACAGGAGGCUGAGCAGUGUAAUGACAAUAGUUAAGUCCAGGCCAUUUCGGGAAAAGCAAGGGAAGAUCCUACUGGAAGGUCGCAGGCUGAUUGCAGAUGCCCUCAAGGCUGGAGCUGUGCCCAAAGUGUUCUUUUUCAGCCGCCUGGAAUACGUAAAGGAGUUGCCAGUCGAUAAGCUGAAAGGUGUCAGCCUCAUUAAGGUGAAAUUUGAGGAUAUCAAGGAUUGGUCCGACCUAGUAACACCACAAGGAAUAAUGGGGAUUUUUGCCAAGCCUGAUCAUGUUAAGAUGACAUAUCCAAAGACUCAGCUUCACCAUUCACUGCCCUUAGUGUUGAUUUGUGACAAUCUUCGUGAUCCUGGGAACCUAGGGACAAUUCUGAGAUCUGCAGCUGGAGCAGGCUGCAGUAAAGUCUUACUCACCAAAGGCUGUGUGGAUGCCUGGGAGCCCAAAGUGCUACGGGCAGGGAUGGGGGCACAUUUCCAGGUACCCAUUGUGAACAAUCUGGAAUGGGAAACAGUGCCCAAUUACUUGCCGCCUGACACCCGGGUCUAUGUGGCAGACAACUGUGGUCUCUAUGCCCAGGCUCAGAUAUCUAAUAAAGCUAGUGACCGCAACCAGGCAUGUGAUCGCCGAUUCCUGAAGUUUCACAAGUAUGAAGAAGAGGAGGACCUAGACACCAAAACCAGUAAAGACUGGCUUCCUGAACUUGAGGUCCAGAGUUAUGAUUUGGACUGGACAGAGGCACCAGCAGCUGUGGUGAUAGGUGGGGAGACACAUGGUGUGAGCCUGGAAUCCCUGCAGUUGGCUGAGAGCACUGGGGGCAAGAGGCUUCUGAUCCCCGUUGUGCCUGGUGUGGACAGCCUGAAUUCAGCCAUGGCCGCAAGCAUCCUGCUAUUUGAAGGGAAAAGGCAGCUGCGGAUAAAGGCAGAACACUUGAGCAGGGACAGGAGCUACCACUGAGGGAACACAGAAGUCUUCAGUGGAAGGGUGCCUCCAGCUCCUGCUACACCUGAACCAUGUUAGGCUGGCCAAGAAGGCAGCACAGGAGGCAGGAGGUAGGCAUUGUCUCCAUUAUGUGGUUACUGGGAGAUAAGAAUUUCUGUUAGUUUCUGCCAUUCCUCAUUAAACAGCAAAAGUCACAA
Messenger RNA from Nannospalax galili (Upper Galilee mountains blind mole rat), 1476 nucleotides. It is a transcript of the gene Mrm3, whose product is annotated as mitochondrial rRNA methyltransferase 3. Bases 32 to 1294 code for a protein of 420 amino acids. NCBI's taxonomy places the organism in Eukaryota, Metazoa, Chordata, Mammalia, Rodentia, Spalacidae. The transcript has 4 exons. Gene Ontology annotation, biological process: RNA processing. Gene Ontology annotation, molecular function: RNA binding; RNA methyltransferase activity. The record is from RefSeq and is a predicted model, not a curated record.